GAAUGACAUAUCAUUAUCUGCAGCUAAUAUGUUUUCGUGCUCUUUUAUCAUCAAUAGUAAAUUCAUGUAGUUUCCAAAUUUCUAGUCUCAAUUACAGCAAGUGGAAUACAUGGUUAUUUUUGAUGAUAAAUUUAGAUGGAUAUUCUUGUGUUGUGCAAUCUUGUACCUCUUGAUACAUAGUUUGAAAUCUUUUGAACUCAAUGAUGAAAAUAUUCCUCUGCAUUUUACAUCGGAGAGCUCGUACUUAAUUGUUCCAGAAGGGGAGCAGGUUUUACUUCCUUGCAAAACAAAUGUUUUCUCUGAAGCAUUAAUAUCUUGGUACAAAGAUGACAUCAGAAUAGCUGAAAAUCUUACUUUUUCUUUUCGUCUCCGGUCAGCUUAUCGUGAAGAUGCUGGAUAUUAUCACUGUGUAGUAAAAACUACCUAUGGGGGGAUCCGUAGCCGGAAAGUCAAAUUAGAGAUCGGUUAUCUUGAUCCACCAUCUAAAACCAAGGCGCGUUCAUUUAUUGAAGUAACUCUAGAUCAAGCUGUUAUAAUUUGGCCUGGUUCACCACAUCAAGAUAAACGAAAGCAGCCAUUUCAACUGGAAAGACGAAAUGGAUUGUGGAAAUCAGUAUUCAACCCAGCAAACAAGACAAACAAAGCUUUAUCUCCUUCAUAUUAUUUACAAGCAGUACCGUCCCCACAAGCUAUAUGGACUAUAAACAAUGCCCCAAUACCUAGUACAUUGAAUAUUUUUGUUAGUCAGUUGGAACAAGCUAUAGUAUUGCUUAAUAUUGAUAAAGAAAUGGAUUCAAAAGUGAUUAGAGCACGACUGAUCAAUGGCUACGGAAGAGCAAAUAGUGAAGUAUUCAGUCAGACACAUAUAAUCCAAGUUAAAGAUCCACCUGAAAAUAUGGCCACCAAUUCUUUAGAUCUUGUCUUACCUCCAAAAGAUGUGUCACUUACUUUAAAAGAUGACCAACCAGGAACAGCCGUCUUUGAAUGUGUAUUUAAUGCAAGACCUGCUCAUGCACUAAGAGUUCAAUGGUUUAAAAGUACACUGAAUGGUAAACAUGAGCUUAUCAAUCCAUCAAAUGUUAUUUCAUCACCAACAAAACUGUCAACCAAUCAUAAUUCAAACAUUAAUAAUCAAAUUAUUUAUAAAUUUGAUACUUCAGGUCUCAAUAGAACACUAAUUAUUAGCAAUAUAUUACCGAGUGUAAUACCUUCUGAUUAUUUUCAACAAAUCAAUCAAAAAGGUAUUUAUUCUGAAGAAUAUACAUGUCAUGCUUAUUUAAAUGACUACAUUAAUAAUAAUGUAUUUGAUAUGAAUAAAUUCAUAUUAGAUGAUUCUCAAUUUACUACAUCAGUCUUAUCCUCCUCUUCAUCAUCAUCUUCUUCUACAAAUUCUGCAAUUAAUUUAUAUCAACGUAUUAGUCCCAUAUCAACUACAGCUAGAUUAAAAUUAUAUUUACCGCCAAAAAUUAAAUUCCCACCAAAUUUGAUUGUGAAUAGUUUAACAAGUCAAUCGGAAAUUUCACCGAAAUAUAAUAAAUUAGUGAUAAUUGAAACAAGUGCCAGUAUGACUAUUCAGUUACCAUGUGAACUAGACUAUUUUGGCAUACCGAAAGCUGAAAUUAAGUGGUUAAGAAAUGGUGAUUCAAUUGAUACACAUAAACAAGAAUAUUACCAGAUUCAUACCAAUCAUACUUUAAUCAUUAAAAAUUUGAAGUUAACCGAUGCUGGUAUUUUUCAAUGUUACGCAUACAAUGAUGUUGGUGAAGAUUUCCUAAAUAUUUGGUUAAAAGUAACGUCGUUCGCUCCAAGAUUAUGCAACUCAGAAAUAAUUAUGGAGAAUAUUACUGUAUUGAAAGAAUCAACAACAGUUCUGACUUGUCCUAUUCAUGGAGCACCAACACCUGAAUUUAAAUGGUAUAAAGAAACCAGUGAAAAUGAAUGGACACCAAUUUAUCAAUUACAUCAAAAGUAUAAAAAUUCUAAUUAUUCUUCAACUUUCAAGAGAAAGCAAUAUUUAAUCAAAGAGGAUGAUGUGAAUGUAAUGUUAGCUGAUGAUAAACUAAAAUCUAUACAACCAGUAUCUAAUUCAUGUGUACCGAUCGGUUUAAAUGAAUUGGAGAUUUAUCAUGUUGAUUAUAAAUCAACUGGUUUGUAUAAAUGUGAAGCAGUGAAUUAUUUAGGGAAUCAAUCAGCUUUUAUUUAUCUCAGUGUUUAUGCUCGUACCAUACCUGUUCACUAUUUACCAAGUUCAAUAACAGCUUUUGCUAAUCAAAGCUUAUCAAUAAUGUGUUCAUUUUACAUUGAUCAAAAUACACUUGCUGAAAUUAAUUGGUUUCAUGGAAGGAAAGAAUCUAUUCUUUCAGGUGAAAAAUAUAAGAAACAUAAUAAUACCAUGAUGAUUGAUGAAACUAUCAAAGAGAAUACAAAAGUAAUUACAAAUUACAAUCUUGUCAAGUCUGUACCAAUAGAUCCAGUUAUCACUUAUUUCUCACGUGAUAUUCCACAGAAACACAAACCGCCUAUAGGAUUAAAAGAGUAUGGUUCGAUUUUACACGUUAACAGUGUUGAUGUAUUACAUCAAGGAUUCUAUGUUUGUGAAAUCCUAUCACUUGGUGGUAAUUACACUCUUAAAACUGAAUUAAAAGUUGUUUCGCUCCCGACAGCACCGACUGAUCUGUCUGUUACCAAUGGAUUUGAAAAUAGUAACUAUGAUAAUAAUAACAAUGAUAUUCAUGACAUCGGAGUUCAACUGUCAUGGAGACAGCCACAAGCAAAACAUCAGCUGAAAAUAACUCAUUAUGCAAUUUUUAUUCAUAAAUUACCCAAUCAACAUAGUUUGGGAAAACAAAAUUGUGAACUAAUCAUGGAUGAAGAAUGGGAACUAUUCAGUGUCAUAAAUCUAAAUGAAACUAUUAAAAAUCCAAUAAAUGAUCGUUAUAUAUAUAUAAUAUAUAAUAUAUCAAUAGUCUUUCAGACUGGUUCAUAUUGUAUCAGUCUAUCUUCCGUAAAUUUUCUUGGAUGGAGUAAAAAAUCUAAUUCUGUUUUUUAUUCAGUAUCACAUUUAUCCAAUACAUUAAGUGAAGUUAUUAUGAAACUGUAUUUAAUAAACGUUACAAGCACAUCUAUUCAUGUUCUUUGGGCAGCAGCAUUGCAAACCAAUACAUUAUCAUUAUCCUUAGUUAAAGAAUAUCAGUUAUAUUAUUGGAUUGAGAAUAGUGAUUUUGUGGAAGUGAAAAAAUGUUCUAAUAUAAACAGUUUUGUACAACAAAACGAGUUGACCAAUUUAAAACCAUCGACAAGAUAUAAUUUAAAAAUUUCAGCAUGUAAUGAUUACGAGUGUGGAACAUUUUCUGAAGUUCUCCAAGUUCAAACUCUUCCACAUGAAUUAUUAAAAACACCGUCACUCAUAUCUGUUACUGUACAUCAAGCAAAUAAAGUGAAAAUAUCAUUUUUCAGUGACUAUAUAGAUAGAGAUGAAUAUUACACUGAACAAAUGAAAGGUUAUUUAAUUAAAUUAUCUUGCAUUGAUCCACCUGGUUGUUCCGACUUGCAAGUGUAUUUGCCAUUAGAAUGUGUCACGGACGCUGAAACGUUUGCUGAUGAACACUUUAAUGUUAACCAUGAAAACAUGAUUAACAAUCAGCGUUGUAACGAAUUAAACCCCUUCGAAAACUCCACAGUAUUGUUCAGUGCAAAUGUGAAUAGAAGUAACCAUCAGAUUUCAAUUACUUUGAAUUCACUUAGUCCAUAUACUUUAUACGAAUUGUUUAUCGCUUACGUAUAUAUCAAUCGAGUUGGUCCGUUCAGUAAACCAGCAGAGGUGUUUCGUACAACUGAAGAUGUUCCUUCUCGAAUUAUCAAUUUAAUAGUUAACACUGAUGGUAGAGAUGGUCUUAUUGUUGAAUGGGAUGCACCAGAAAAACCAAAUGGAAAAAUAUUACAAUAUAUACUACAUUAUACUGAGAUUAAACCUAUUGAUUCAUUAAUUGACAUUCACCAUCAAUAUGAUCAUGUAGAAGGUGAAUAUAAUACAACACUGACUUUUAUGAAUCAAAGAAUUAACCAAAACAGUAGUUAUGAUAAUUAUAUUAAUUAUUGGAAUGAACAAUCAAUUCAUCAAUAUCCAAUAAUAGACCACUUACAAUCAGCUUAUACAAAAGAUACUAAUUUUAUCCAAUAUAUACAAACUAGAACUUAUGACAAUAGAAAGUAUGCUGGCUAUUAUAGCUUAAAUAGAACAAUUAAUCGUGUACAUAUUAAAUCAUUAAUUCAUAAACAUAUUUAUCAAAUAAGAAUGUUUGCAUUGAAUACAGCUGGAUUAAGUCCAGUUAGUUUACAAUUAGGCAUUACAUCAUUAUUACCAGCAUUGAAAUACAAACAUCAGUAUACCGAUCAAAAUUUUAUACAAUGGAUUAAUUUAAUACAUUCAAAUAAACAUCAAGAGAAAAUAUUUAAAUGGUUAAAUAAUACUCGGAUACAGUUUCUCAGUGAACCAAUUAUUUCAAAGAUAAAUGCUCAUAAUGCAGAAUUUUCAAUUGAAUUCAAUCUAAAAUUAGAUGGAAAUAUUUCUCAUUCCAACCAAUCUACUCCAGUUGUAGGCGAUUUUUCACGAAUAAUAAAAUUAAUUGAAAAGAGUAAAUGGCCAAUAAAAAUACAAAAAAUUCCUUUGAAUGGUUAUCAAGCUUUAAACGGAAAUGAUCAUAUAAACUCUUUGAAUUGGAGAAUAAUCACAGCAUAUAAAUAUACUACUAGUCCAUCAUUGAAAUUAUCUUUAACAGAAUCGACUAAAUUCAAUGUUAAUGAAGGAGUACAAUUGACGUUAUCAUUUAAAUUAUUUAAUUUAUCCAGUUAUAAUUAUUAUCGAAUUGAAGUUUGGCAACCGAUCGGUUUACUUUUUGGUAAUUAUAACCAAAUAGCUAACAAAAUUUUGUAUCAUUCAAAUUUAUCUAAAUGGUUUAAAAUUGAAUGUGAACCGCCAUCAGUGUCGCCAUCAUUAGUAUCUACUCAUAUGUUGAAUUUAGAUCAAAUGAAAAUUAUAUGGCAGCCUCUUUCUCCGGAGGAGUGGAAUGGAAUACCUGGUGGGUAUUUAAUUACAAUUCAGGAGGCUGAAAGCGAACAUACACACAGUUUAAUGACAACUUAUCCGAAUCACGAUCACAUGUAUAGUGCAAAUGAAACAGUAAAAAUUCAAAUUAUUCAAAGCAAGUGUGGUUUAGAUUAUUUACAAAUAUUUAUUAAUGAUAGCACGGCUUUCUCAUAUAUCACUGGAGAUUUGAAAUUCGAUAGUGACUACAUAAUAAGUAUUCGUGCUGCAAGUGUAGAAAUCGGAAAUUCUGACAAAUGGUUAUUGGGUCCACAAACUGUUAUUCAACAUUUGUCAAUUUACAAACGAGCAAAAAAUAAUGAAGACAUAAGAUUUCUAAUUUCGAUGAGAACGUCAAAAUUUAUUCCAUACAAUCUUAAUGUUUCACGUGAACUAGAUUGGGUAGUUAUGAGUUGGAAAGAGAAUAUCAAAGUAGAGUGUGGACAAUUACCAGAAGGUUACCAAGUUUAUGUAACAACCGUUGAAAGUUUUCAAACAAGACCACGACAACGUCCAGUAACUCCCAAAAUACAAAUAUCACAGAGUAGUAUCACACAAGAACGGAAUAGAUAUACAAUUUGUCCUAUCGCCACAGCUCAUUUAUCUUGGCCUAAUUAUUUACGUCAGUUACAAUCAAAUCAAACAACUGAAUAUAGUUCCGGAUUUCUGUAUACAUCUCCAGUCAUAAAUUAUACUUUACAUUAUGCAGAAGUAAUGAAUAAUAGUUUCAGUGAAGAUAUUUAUGGUAAGAAUCCAAAUAAUUAUGGUUCUAUUAACUGGAAGACGUAUCAACCAGCACCACAGAUUGAUGAAGUGAAUGAUUUUUUAGUAGAUGGGCUCCUACCUUAUAAAAUGUACAUUUUUCGUCUAGCUGCUCAAAGUGAUGCUGGAAUUAGUCCUUUCAGUCUAUCAACUGAUAUUUUGGUAACAAGUCCACAAAGACCUUGCUAUUAUUCAAUUAAAUUAGAAUUUGAACUGAGAUCUCAUCUGCACUCUGAAAUAUCCCAAAGUUCUGGUCAUACCGCAAGGAGACAAAGAGAUAUUGUAACAAGGGGUUAUUGUGAAUAUUUAUUGUUAAAGUGGAAAGGAUUAAAUUAUCGUCAAUGGAAUAGUCAACCUGGUUGGUAUCAUAUCACAUAUAGAUUAUGGUUAUCAAAUGAUAAUAAUACAAAUACUCAAUUAUUCAAUUUAUUUAUAAAACAUGAUGAAAAUAAAAUUGAAAAUUCAUAUUUCCAUAUAGAAUUGAAAGAUUUAAUACCAAAUAAAUAUUAUUUAUUUUCUAUUGAAGCUAUAAAUGAUUAUAGUACAACUAAUAUAUUCUCUUCAAUGAUACAAUUAUCAUCAUUGAUAUUUAUUAAUAGUGGAAUUGGAUGUAAUCAAAUACAAUUACAGUAUAAUCAUCCAAUGAAACAAAUGACUGAAUCAUUAGUUAUAUAUAAGAUGAAUAAGAUCAAUUAUCCUGUAUUAUUAAGUAAACUUGUAUUAAGUCCAAUUAAUUUUUUCUGUUUCUCUGAUCCUAUUCAAGUUUUGAUUAAAUGUACAUGGGAUUAUAAAGAAUAUCAAGGUAUUUUAGGAUUUAUUUUAGAACUACAUGAAUACGGUGACAUAAAUUAUAACAUCUCCUAUGAUUCCAUUAAAAUUCAUUCCAUCUUCAUUAAGCCACAUGUACACGGUAUUUUAUUAUAUUCUGCAUCAAGUAUAACUCAAUCAAAUGUUAUCCUAUCAGGUCAAACAAUUAUUAAACCAUAUUUUUAUUAUAAAAUGUCAAUUCACGUUAUAACAACGGGUGGACAUGGACCAAAAGCAUAUUCCCCACAAUCCAACUAUAAAGGGACACAAAGUAAUACAAAUGUGAAAUUACAUCAUUCAAUAGAAAAUGAUUGUUUAUCUGGUGAACUGUUAUGUACAUCACAAUCACCACCGAACCCUCCAUUUUCAUUAGCAUCUCAAUGGUUAUCAAGAAAUCUAAUUAAACUUGAAUGGUCACAACCUGAGCAAUUGAAUGGAAAACUUGUAAAUUAUCGUGUCUCAUGGAGUGAAAUUACUUUUCCAUCCAAAGAUAAUCAAUUUACUGACAAAAAUUCAACGAAUAGCAAAGAAAUUGAGCAACAAUUCACAGUGAUACUAAAAUCAUUUGAAACGACAUAUACCAUAGAUCAGUUACAUGAAAAUACUUCAUACAUAUUUAAAGUAUAUGCUCGAACACAAUCAAAACAAAAUGAUGGUUGGAGUACACCAACUUGUAUUUAUGCGUCAACAAGUUAUUGUUGGUUUAAUUCACCUCAAAUAACCGGAAUUAUAUCUCAACAUAAAUGUGAUUUUAAAACUUUACCCAAAACAAUUGACCCAAGCUUGGAAAAGUUUUGUUCAUUCAAUUCGCCAAUAUUACGUCGUCCAGUAGUGUUUAUCAGUAGUAUAAAUAAAAAUGCGACGAAUCAAAAAUUUAAAAAUUUGACUAGGAAUUCAUUACAGUUUCAUUACAAUGAAACAAAUAUAAAUUAUGCAUCAACUGUCAUUACAAUUCUAUGGAGUGAAGUCAUGUCUGGGAUCAAUUCGAUUACGCAUAUAUUAAUUGAAUUACGUUAUUCAUGGAACUUGAACAAAUGGUAUUCUUUUACUAUGAUAAACAGUUCAAUGAGAUUGUACACUUUUGAUUUUGAAGAUUUAACAAAACUUUCAGUCAAUUUAAAUAAGGAUUUAAAGCAUUCAUUUAAUGCAGUGAAAAGAAAAGUGAAAUCACAAACAACAAUGAAUGAAAUCAAUCAUGAAGCGACAAUACGAAUGAUUACAGCUGCAUUUACUGAUGCUAAUGUACCGAUAGAUUCUACAGCACAUGUAGCUAUUCAAUUUCGUGUAUCUCCAGUUAAUCAAUUUCAAAUAGGUCUACCUAGUCAAGAGUCAGACUGGAGUGUUAUAAAGUUAAAAACAAUUGUAACACCAUUUUAUCAUCAUUGGUGGUUUAUAAUCCUGUUAGGAUUAUGCGCUGUAACAAUCAUCUUCAUUUUAUUGAUUACUUUGAAGUGGAAUAUACACAGAAGGCAACAAUUAAAUAAAUCAACAUUUGUUACUGAAAAAUAUGAUUCCAAAGUAUCUUCAUCUAAUGCUUUUAUGAAUGAUUGUUGUUUAACAUUCAAAAUAUAUCAUUCAAACUAUUUGACAAAAACAAUGAACAAUAAUAUCCAACAAAAUGGUGAGAUAUGUGAAUAUCCAAAUAUGAUUAAUUCAACCUUUCAUAACAUUAGAUCACCUGAAACAGUUGAAUUAACAACAGGGAUACACUAUACUGAGAAUUCUAAUAAUGCAUUACAUAAUAAUCAAAAUCCUUUUAAUCUUGUCCUAAAUAAUCAUAAUUGGGAUGUUCUAUACAAUACUAGUCCAGAAAUUCUUAUUGCUCAAACAGACAGUUCACUUGGUAGUAAAGCUCCAAGUAAUAGAACAGUUAGUACAAGUGAAGUAGAAAGAUUUGAUGACUUUACUCAAAAUUACAAUAAUUGUGUAACAAGUCAAGGAUUAAUAAACAACUCAAAUCAGUCAUUAUGUCCUGAAAUGAACAUUACAAUUAACUCACCCUACAAUUUUUCAUUACCAUACUCAUUUCGAAAUAAUCAAUUGAUUACUGACUUAAGUCAACCAAUAAACAAUGAAAUAUUAAUAAACCAGAAUUUACCGAGUCCAUGCAAUUCAAACAAACUAUGCAUUGACCAAUUAUCAGCACCUUAUCUUUACUCAUCUUCACAAAAUGAGUCUACAAUACUAAAUCAGAACAAUUUAUGCCAAUUAGAUAUCAAUAGAAGAUUCAAAUUCGAUGAGUCAAUAAUACCAUUGGACCAAACUAUUAAUUCCUUACCAUCUGUUCAAUAUCAACAGAAUACAAAUUACCAGAAUGAACAAACGCAUCCUGAUCAAAAAUCUUAUGAUGUGGAAUUUUCAAUGACUCAAAAUCGUUCUGUCUAUCAAAAAUUUAUAAAUUCCAUCAAUAAUACACCAUCAAGUAAUGGUAACGCAUCUUUCAACUUGACGGCUACCAUCCCAAAUAAUCACAGUAGUAAUCAUCAUUUUUAUCAAGUGAUUACAAAUGGAGAUAAUUAUAUAAUGUCGAAAUCACAUAUAGAGACGUAUGAACCAGAAAAUUCAAAUUAUAUGAAGUAUAAUAGUUUACAGAGAAAAUCUUUAAAUAGAACUUCAAUGACUACUGAUUAUAAUAGGUUUAAUACAGUUAAAACAAGUAUGGAAUUGAUUUCAUUGCCAAUGGAGUAUUCACCUUUUAAUAAUGAAGAUAAUCAAUCAUCAGUGCGUCACGAUGGACAGCGUCUUAUACAAGAUUUCGAUUUCAAUUUAUUACCUGAUCAUUUGACUCUGAAUGGUCAGCUAACUCAAACAUCGAUAAAUAACACCACGGUCAAUCAAAUAUCAAAUAUUUAUUCAACAGGAUCUCAUAAUGAUGACAUUAGCAAUGAUAAUUCUCAGUUUAGAAAUACAAAACAUUCAUUAAAACAAGAAAAUAUUCAUCAAUCCCCAUCACCUUACAAAAAUACCGAUUUAUUGUUUAAUAACUACAAUUCUACAAUGACCAUUGUUAAGAACAACGAUCAAGACACAUUAUCGAGUUGGGAUGAAAAUCUUGAAUUUCAUAUUACAACAGACUUGGAAUUGUUAACGUCUACAGAAGUCUAAUCAUGGUUUUACAGUGUUCUGAAGUGUUUUAAUUCCCGUGAAUCAGGUUUUAACUGAUCUUUCAUCAAUUCACUAUGUUGCCCAUUUUGUUUGCGAAUGAAUUCUAUCAGUAGAGAGAUAAUUGAAGUAAUACUAAGAUAUGUGGUUCUAUACACUUAUAUAUUGUCUAAUAGCAGAUAUUAUGCAUUGUGUUUAUAUUGUAACUACAUUGUAUUAAAAGUACAAAUUGUUUCUGAUAGCUCCUAUUUUGUUCAUUGAAAGUGUACAGUUAUACAGACAUAAUUAUAUCUGAAUCUAAGUUAUUUUCCUUAAGUUAUUAAGUGUUCUUUAAGCCUGUCCUCUUUCUUUUUUCUCUUAGAAACUAUGAUACAUUAGAACAUUAUGAAAAAACAAUGGAAUUUUUAAAAUCUAUUUUUCUCUUCCCAUUAAUGAAUUCCCAUAAAUUAUUUGAUAUUUGUAAAUAUAAUAACUGCAUUUCCCACUCUGUUCCCCUUUUUUUAUUGAUGCAAACAUGUUUAUUAACCUUUCAGAAAAAAAACGUUAUUUUGUUUCGGAUUUCAGUAAUUCGUCUUAUCAUUUUUUGCUUCUUAAUGGUAAAUACUGUGUUUGCUUGACAAGUUUUAUAACAUGGUAUAUAUAAAUACUUUGAUUAUAAGAUAACUUCAAA
Schistosoma guineensis is the source of this 10424-nucleotide messenger RNA. NCBI's taxonomy places the organism in Eukaryota, Metazoa, Platyhelminthes, Trematoda, Strigeidida, Schistosomatidae. The record is from the annotation of a GenBank genome assembly.